AUGAGCCACGUAGCCAACAAGUUACGCGAGAAUGCGGACAAUCAAGCAUGUGCCGACUGCAGCCAGCCCGUAACGGCGUCGGUGGCGUGGGCGACGACCACCUUUGGAGCGUUCGUGUGCAUCCAGUGUGCUGGCGUGCACCGGAACCUUGGCGUUAAAAUUUCACGCAUCAAGUCUGUGCACAUGGACACUUGGUCGGCUGACGAGGUGGCGCUCAUGAAGGGUAACCGCGCGGCCAAUGCUGUGUUGGAAAAGCACGUGGCGCCGGCCGUGAAGGCGGCCGUGAAUCAAAGUGACGGGUUCCGUGCGGCGUACAUUCAGGCGAAAUACGCCACCAAGACGUUUGCGUCGCCUGACGGGGCAGCAUUCCAGCUACCUCCAACUGCCGCCGCUCCAUUAUCAUCGUCUCAAUCCUCCUCGUCAUCCUCGAAGCGGAACAAUGGAAUGUCGUCGUUGGAUGUGGCCAAACGCUUUGUGAAUUACUUUGUCGUGGUUGGCCGAGGCUCGAGCUUGAAGCAAACAGUGGUCACGUCGACGGGACCAGGAGACAUCCAAUUCCAGCCCACCAUUCUCGACAGCUACCCCGAGACCCUAGCCGACGCCCCACUCCCUCCACACAUUGCUCAAUUUGCCUUUCCGGAGCGGUUGACCUUGAGCGCCACGUUUCGCGAGCCAACCUUCUUUUCGUUUGUCCUGACCAACGUCAGUGGGGCCAAGUUGUAUGCGUGCGCACUCCAAUUCGACGAACUGCUUACGCCAUUUGAAGUCAUGGCGCUGUUUGUAAAAGACGCCAUGCCAACGUGGGCCCAAGCGUUGUCCAGUGGCAGCACAAAGCAGGCGUCGGCCGUGUAUAGCCCCAAAUGCAUCGUCGUGUUGAGCCAGUAUCCGUUUUUUUCAGCGUUUCGAACGUUUCUACAACAAAUUUACCGGUUGUCGCUGUCCGAGGCCCCGCUGCCACUGGAGCGCUACGUGGCCAACUUUGUAUCGGAAAUCCCAGUCCCACCUCCGGGUCGCGUGCAAGUGGAGUUGACGCUACCAGAACACACAAUGGUCGUGUCCAGGCCACCAACCAACCAACUCCCCCACGCCGAUGUGAAUUUCCGCCCGCUAUUUCAAAUGCUCGACUUGAACAACGUCCUCGCCGUGUUCACGUGCCUACUACUCGAGCAAAAGGUGGCGCUGUGUUCAAUGCACUUGAGCGUGCUCACACCCAUUGCCGAAUCCCUCCAAGCCCUGCUGUUUCCGUUGUACUGGCAAGGCGCAUACAUUCCCAUCUUGCCGUCGUCGUUGCUCGAUAUUAUUGAUGCCCCGGUGCCAUUCUUGGUCGGGGUGCACUCCACGUACUUGGCCACGUCCAACCGGAGCAGUGCCAGCGAUGUCUUUUUCGUCGACUUGGACCACAAUCGCAUUAUUGCCCCGUCCAACGAACUCGGACAAGAAGCAACGCUGCCCAAACUGCCCGAGCGCGAAACCGCCAAACUUCGGAGUAAACUCCAAGACGUUGCCAACGUCUUUGAUCCGUUCGCGCCCGAGAUUGCCAAAGCCGACUGGGCGUUCGACCACCAAGAGUACCGCACGCCUGCCGUUGUGGACGGCACCACAGGGGGUCGCAUAUUGCACCCGACAGACGCCGACCGCAAAGCCAGUUUAUCGCUCGAUCGAAAGGCCACGCUGUCGUUUCAGACGCUCAAGAUGCUCGUGCCGUCGCCGUCCGCGUCGGUACUCACCGAGCGGUCGGCGUCCAUUUCUACUGGAACCGGAGGGUCGUCCAGUCCGAAUGCAUUUCAAACGGACGCGGUGCGCCAAGCGUUUUUGCGCUUCUUUGUCAGUAUGUUCAAGCGGUAUGCAGCCUACUUGAAUCCAAAGGCGUUGCAGCAUCCGUCGCAAGCAUUAUUCGACUCGGCAGCGUUCCUACGUGAUAACAGCGACGCUGCGUCUCGGCCGUUUCUGUCGACCGUGCUCGCGUCGCAAAUGUUUCAGCGGUUCUGCCACGACCGAAGCGCUGACGCCGACAACGUGCCGGCCGACGUCCGGUUCUUCGACGCAUCGAUCUAUCAAAAGCUCAACCGGUCCGUGACCCUGGGGAAAAAGUACGACGUCUCGUUUUUAGAAGACAAAGCCGAGAGCAUUCGGGAGACGUACGUGGCACCGCCGCCGUCCACGAUGGGACUCCCAGACAAUGGCAUGCGCUACAAGUACCGAGGGUUUCCUCGGCUCAAACGCCAUUUGUUUGGAACGAUUCGAAAGCCACGGGAACUGUUUACUGCCAACGAACAGCAGCGUCAUGUGGCUCCUGUUCUGGACGUCCACCAGCAAAUAUAUAACCUCAGCACGUGUGUGGUGGAGCCGGGGACGAGCUGGGACGCCACACGCAAACUGGUGGUGUCGCUCCAAGCACUGUACCGAAUGCACCGAGCGAGGAAGUCGUAUCGCAAGCAACAAGCUGCGGUGACCACGAUUCAGUCAUUUGUGAGCUCCCACCUCAAACGCCAUGCCAUGCAAACAAAAUACCGCCGAUUUCGAUGGGCUCUUGUCCAACUGCAGAGUCGCGUGCGAUCCAAAGCCCAGCAAGUCGCAUAUGCCAUCGCCCGACGUGCCGUGAUGGUGCUCCAAGUCACAAUCAAGGGAUUUGUGCUGUCGACGCGGUACCAGCGUCUUCGCCGCGGUGUACUUCGGCUGCAAGCAUGGUGUCGUCGCAAACACCAGCAGCAAUGGUACCGUCGGCAAAUGCAUCGCAUUGUGCUGGUGCAGACUCACGUCCGCGGAAUGCUCGCGCGCCUCCACUCAAUCAAGUGGCGCACGUCGUAUAUAAAUGACCUGAAGGCGCACAUGUUUACCCUGUGGACACAAGCGGCGAUUCCGCUCGUGUAUCGGUCCAAAUUUUGGCUUAUGUUUGACCGCUUCGACUUUAUGAGCAUUGGGGUGCAUCUAGACGAAAUCGCGCGGCUUCAAGCGAUUUUGGGGUGCACGCCGCUGGCGGCAGUGGCCCCGCUGCCGUCAACGGCUGCCAAAUAUGGGAAUUCUGUCCAAGCAACCAAUGACAUGGACAUCGUGUUGUCGAGAAGCGCUCGAAAACGCCGCCAACGAAUUCUCAAGUCGUCGCACACUAGUCGAGAAAUUGCCAGCGUCCGAUUGGACGAAGAACGGUUGCAUCUGUACGACCAGCUCAAGUACCACACGACCGACGCGAUAGCCCAGUCGUUGUAUCGAUCCAUGGGGAUUUCCCUCGCGAGUAAAAAGAAGAAGCGAAAGUUGAUUGACAUGCUCUGGGCGUGUCUCGAUACAGCACACAGCAGUGCUGAGAUCGUCUUGUCGAUUGGCGUGAGUGGUGCCCCGCAAAUGAGUGUUGGAACCAUGGAGGCCAAAUUGCAUUCUCGGAUUUGCUCGGAUUUGGCCUACACUGUGAACGCGGCCAUGGCGUCUCUCCAGAAAACCAAGUCCCCCACAACGACUAAAUCCGUCGAGGGGCACCGUCGAGCAUCGUCGUCCUCUUCCACGGACCGCCGGCGCCAGGACGACAACAAGCAGGCGCUCAUGCGGGCCAUGGUGUACCAGAACCACUGCUUGGAGAUUCAAGUUGCAGAGAGCCAGCGCGAGUUGGUCAAGUGCCGUCAACUGCUGGCCGCCCACCAAGCGCCAACUAGUUUCACGAAUGAAAAGGAGGACGACAACGGUGGCGAUGCCACGGGGGGGAUGGGAUUGGGCAAAGGGGCGCUACGACGCCCUAGUUUGAUCUCUGGUCCCCAAGCGUCCUAUCAAAAGCUCGUGUAAUGUGUAUGUACUGACAAAGGUACGCUUUACAAAAGAACACCAGGCAGAUAUGUAGCUCUGAUAAGAACACGAUGACACGAAUUUAUCAUUUGGCCGGUCG
Messenger RNA from Aphanomyces astaci, 3871 nucleotides. RefSeq lists its product as hypothetical. The transcript has 28 exons. Gene Ontology annotation, cellular component: cytoplasmic vesicle. Gene Ontology annotation, molecular function: GTPase activator activity; protein binding. The record is from RefSeq and is a predicted model, not a curated record. Gene Ontology annotation, biological process: regulation of Rab protein signal transduction. NCBI's taxonomy places the organism in Eukaryota, Oomycota, Saprolegniomycetes, Saprolegniales, Verrucalvaceae. The coding region runs from base 1 to 3771 and encodes 1256 amino acids.